CUUUGCUAUUUUACCCCUCAUUCCUGAAUAUAUACAGUCGCUAGUUCUCUUCCUCAAUAAUGCCAGAGGCUGCAAACACACACGAAAUGGAGUUCACCAAGCUGGACUCUCUCGCACAGACACUGCAGCCAGUUAUCCGAUACGUUGUGGCGGUCACGGCACUGGCAUCGGCAAACCACCCAACCACAAUCGAUAGCCUGGUCCGCUACUGCAAAACCCGGCUGACUGAGGACGAGAUGACUGAGUUUGUUGCAAAGUCGCGCGAAUCGCUGGUGAAGAUGAUAUCGACCAUGGGCGCCCCUAGAGUUAUCAACGCUACUGGGUCGCUAAUGAACGCUGUUGGAGAGGACAUUGCAUCGAAGCUGCUGCCUGUGCCAAUAAGGUCCAAGGAAAAUGCCACCUAUGACGAGAUCCGGGAGCGCGGGUUGCAGCUAUGGAAUGUUAUCUACGGCGCACAGGCAAAUAAGCUUGAAAACAAGCUCAAAAACAUGUACCCAGACCUGGCUGAGGUUAUUCAAGUUGAUCUUUACGGCCGCUUGCUCAGCAACACAGACGUGCUCACCACCAAGGAGACUGAGCUAUGUACGAUUGCGUCGUUGGUUCCGAUGGACGUCCCAGCACAGCUCAAGAGCCAUACGCUAGGAGCUGGCCGGGUUGGUGCAUCAGCUGAUGAGGUCGAAGCUGUUGUCAAUUCGUCCGAGCUGGUAUGCAGCCUACUGCACAAAUAGGAGGCGUAUGCAAGCGACCGACUGCAUUAUCAAACUCCAUUUGAUCUUUGAAUUUACUCCAAUGGCAUUCUCUACUGCGCCUUGCCUUUGUUCAAAAACGAUUAGGUAUUGAUGUGAUUCAGCACUGCCGAUCAAGAGCAUACAAUAGUGGCCGGAAUAUGCCUGUUGAGUAAAUCCGC
Linderina pennispora is the source of this 907-nucleotide messenger RNA. RefSeq lists its product as uncharacterized. Lineage: Eukaryota; Fungi; Kickxellomycota; Kickxellomycetes; Kickxellales; Kickxellaceae. The transcript has 4 exons. The record is from RefSeq and is a predicted model, not a curated record. Bases 60 to 728 code for a protein of 222 amino acids.